AUGUCUGAUGAAUUUGAAAAUAAUUUUGAAGAUUUGCUUCAUAAACCUACAAUCAAUACCAUAUCUGAUACUUUGAAUGAUGUUGACGUCUCUAAUCCUUUUCAUGAUGCAAUCUCACCAUUAAUUGCACCGGAAAAAAUAAAUGAAGAAACUGACUUCAUGAGCGAAUAUAGUGGUUCCAUAAACGAUGGCUUUGUAAAUAAUAUUACAAAUCCUUUAGAAAGUAUUUUGAGUUCAGACAUUUCUGAAAUCAAACUAUCUGAAGAGAAAGAUAUUAAUAAUUAUGAAGACAAAUAUAAUUAUUUUGCUGCUAAUGCUGACGAAAGAGAAUUCGAAGACGUGGACGUUUCAUCAACUAAGGAUCUUGAUGUUAUAUCUUCAGUUUCUAAUGAGAGUCAAACCAAUGAAAGGACUAACAAUUAUGAAGAAUUGUAUAAUGAUAAUAUUAUUAUCAACAAUAGUAGCAAUAGUAGUAAUGGUAGUAUUCAAGAACAAAAUGACAAUAACGAAAUUAAUUCUAACCAUUCUAAUCAACUUGAUGGCUCAGAAAAUGGGUUGAAUCCUCCUAUAUUUGAGAUUUCAGUGGAAGAUCCUCAAAAGAUUGGUGAUCCAAUUAAUGCUCACACUGUAUAUAAAACAACAUCAAAAGAUUUUAAAAACAACGAUUUUACAGUAUUGAGGAGAUACCGUGAUUUUUUAUGGUUAUAUGGUCAGCUUACGCUUAGAAAUCCAGGCGUAAUUGUUCCACCGCUUCCAGAAAAGCAUGUUAUAGGACGUUUUCAGGAUGAAUUUAUAGAAAAUCGCCGUCAGGCACUUGAAAAAUGUUUGAAAAAAAUUAUUUCACAUCCAAAAUUAUACAAAGAUCGAGAUUUGAAGAUAUUCUUAGAGUCUGAUAAUUUUAACAUCGAUGUAAGAAGCAGAGUACAAUCUAAGAGUGUUUUACAAUCAUUAGGCGAAGCUGUUUCUAAUGCUACUACUUUCAAUAAAUUUACUGAGAUGGACGAUUGGUUUGAAGGUCGUAAAAACCAAUUAGAUAUACUUGAAUCACAAUUGAAAACAUUGCUUAAAUCUGUCGAAUUAGUUGUUAGACAACAGAAAGAUCUCGGAGGUUCAACGAUUGAAUUUGGUGAUAGUUUGACUGCAUUAUCUGAUAUUGAGGCACGUCAAGAUGUUGUAACAUUGGAAAAUACUAUUGAAGAAUAUAUUCGUAUUAUUGGAUCAAUUAAAGUGGCUUUAAAUUCGAGAACUAAAGUUUAUCAAAAUUGGCAAAAUACUACAAAUGAUUUACAAAAGAAAAAAUCAAACUAUGAAAGAUUAAAAUCACGAAAUGGAUUAAGCCAAGAAAGACUUUCAUACAUGUUGGCCGUGAUUGCAGAGGGUGAAAAUAAAGUUGAAGAUUGUAGACAUGAAUUUGAAGAUGUUACAAAAUUGAUUAAAGCAGAAUUGGACAGGUUUGAUAAAGAAAGGGUUGAAGAUUUUAAAAACAGCAUUGAAUCAUUCUUAGAUUCUAUCAUAAAAACCAAAAAUGAGGUAAAUUAA
Molecule: messenger RNA, 1539 nt
Organism: Entrophospora sp. SA101
Lineage: Eukaryota; Fungi; Glomeromycota; Glomeromycetes; Entrophosporales; Entrophosporaceae
Source: the annotation of a GenBank genome assembly